UUGCAGACAUGGUCGCGGAAAAGUGACGUAUGCAGACACAGCGCCCACAGGGCGCGUGCAGUGCGGUCGCCGUGAAGUGACGUCACGCAGCCGCAGGAUGGCGGGCAGUGGCCGCCGGCCCGAGCACCGCGGGCCGCCCGAGCUGUUCUACGAUGAGGCCGAGGCACGGAAGUACACCCAGAACUCCCGCGUGGUGGAGAUCCAGUCGCAGAUGUCGGAGCGGGCUGUGGAGCUGCUGGGGCUGCCCGAGGACCGUGCGUGCCUCCUCCUGGACGUGGGCUGCGGCUCGGGGCUGAGUGGGGAUUACAUCUCUGAGGAGGGUCACUACUGGAUUGGCAUGGACAUCAGCCCUGCCAUGCUGGAUGUGGCCGUGGAGAGGGAGGUGGAAGGAGACCUUCUCCUUGCAGAUGUGGGGCAUGGCAUUCCCUUCAGGCCUGGCAUGUUUGAUGGCUGUAUCAGUAUUUCUGCAGUGCAGUGGCUCUGUAAUGCUGACAAGAAGUCACACAGCCCCCCCAAACGCCUCUACAGGUUCUUCUCCACUCUUUACACUGCCCUGGCCCGAGGAUCCCGAGCUGUGCUGCAGCUGUACCCCGAGAACUCAGAGCAGCUGGAGCUCAUCACUGCCCAAGCCAUGAGAGCUGGAUUUACAGGGGGAAUGGUGGUGGAUUACCCCAACAGUGCCAAAGCCAAGAAGUUCUUCCUCUGUCUCUUUGUUGGGACAUCUGGCACAUUACCAAAGGGCCUUGGUACCGAGUGUGCCAGUGAAGAGCCACAGCAGGCAAAGUUCACCAAUGAGAGGACACGGUUCAGGAAUGUCAAGGGCAAGUCUGUGAAGAAAAGCCGGGACUGGAUCCUGGAGAAGAAGGAGCGCAGACGCCGCCAGGGCAAGGAGGUGCGGGCAGACACGAAAUACACGGGCCGGAAGCGCCGUCCUCGCUUCUGAACUGCUCUGGACACUGCUGCCGUGGAAGGUGGCAUUUGGGUGCCUCCAGAGAGCCUCCUGUGGAUGGCACAGAUGGCACCCCACACCUGGGGACUUGCUGGGACUGGUCACUGUGGCUCUUCAAGGUACAAACUGGCUCAGGUGCUGCUGAAGAGCAAAGUUUCCCGCCCUGUUUCCCUGGUGAAGGUGCAGACAGUGCUCUGGCAGUGCUGCUGGGCAGUGCUCUACAGUGCCAUCACUCACCUUCCUGAGUGCAGUGAGCCAGCUGAGCUCCAGGUAAGCCAGGAUGUGAUAUCCAGUUCCUCACUAAAGAGUCAAAGAGUUGGAAGUGUU
Serinus canaria (Common canary) is the source of this 1276-nucleotide messenger RNA. It is a transcript of the gene BUD23, whose product is annotated as BUD23 rRNA methyltransferase and ribosome maturation factor. Gene Ontology annotation, molecular function: rRNA (guanine) methyltransferase activity. Gene Ontology annotation, cellular component: nucleolus. The transcript is spliced from 12 exons. Gene Ontology annotation, biological process: rRNA (guanine-N7)-methylation. NCBI's taxonomy places the organism in Eukaryota, Metazoa, Chordata, Aves, Passeriformes, Fringillidae. Bases 98 to 943 code for a protein of 281 amino acids. The record is from RefSeq and is a predicted model, not a curated record.